GCUCAUCUAGCGUGAAUCACAAUCAAUGUGCCACAUAAGCAAAACAUGUUUAAGUGACACACUGAUUGUAAUUCACCAAAACGUGUUUAAGUGGUUCAAAUUUAAACCGAUUGAGGUGUUCAAUAGGUAUAAGAUUGGUUACGGUGUUCAAGUGAAUUAUCCAAACAAGUUUAAGGGCCAAACCAAUCCAGCUGGCCGUUCAAUCUCGGAAAUCUUAUCGGUCGGCAGAUCAGAGACGAACGACCACGAUCCAGGCCUUACCAGCACUGAAGGUGUACGAAUCAAUGAACCCACGAAAUCAACUUUCGUUUAUGACAAAAUAAACCGACAUACGAUCACUAUAUCUUAUUGAUAUUGAUUGAAUUUCGACUUAAACCUCAAAUUUUCUUACACCUAGCGUACAUAUCGAAAUCAUCCUUUCUAUAAUAUACCAAAAAAUAUAUAUAUUUUUAUAUAUAUUAAAGUAAUAUCCAGGUCGAGGGUUCGAUUCCCCAGCAGCCAAAAAAUCCCCACAAAUAAAACCCGAUUUCUCUCGCGCGCUUUUCCAACACCGUUAUGGAAACCGCCGACGCCGGCGAACUUCCGGUGGACGGAGAACCGAGCCGCCGGAAUAAAUCUCCGGCAACAUCGCCGGGAAAAUCAACGGAGAAAGUUUCCGGCGAGUUUUCGUCGUCGGGAAUUAGAGUGUCAUUGUUCGAUUAUUCAGUGGAGAAUCACUUUAAAGCUGUUGAUAUGAUUUGUAAGCUCACCGGUGUACCGGAGAUUGAGGAUGAUGAUGAAGUUGAGGUUAAUCGAUUAGCUUCUUCCAUCACAUUCUUAACAGAAUGGAGAUAUCUCAAUUACAAAAAAAGAGAAGUUAAAUUUGCUUGUGAGAAUGAGAGAUCAAGAGGAAAAGAUGUGAUUGGUGAAAUAAGUUUGCCUCAAUUCUCUUCUGCGGAAGUUCCAAAGAAGCAGUUGGUUAAUGAGCAGCCAGUUCCCAAAGAAUCGAGCAAAGAUUUUGUAAUGUAUAUUGGAGGUCAAGUGUGGGGGAUGGACUGGUGUCCCCAAGCUUAUGAAAAUAGGGAUACUCCUAUCAAAAGUGAGUUUAUCGCAAUUGCUCCUCAUCCUCCCGAGUCAUCAUAUCACAAGUAUGGUGUCCUAUAUACAGGCAGAGGUGUAAUUCAGAUAUGGUGUCUGUUAGAUCUCAUUCAAAAAAAAGAUUUAAUUGUGAUAGAAGAUUUUUUAGCUCAGGUAAACAAAAAGACUUCUCGAAAUUCAACAAGAAGUGAAUCAGCAUCUGGACCUCAAAAACCAAAAGGAAGACCGAGAAAGAACCCUAGUGAAGCAGUUAAGAAAAAAACACCCGGACCCCAAAAGCCAAGAGGAAGACCGAGAAAGAAACCUGUAACUGAAUCUUUAGGUGAUAGAGAUUGGGACGACCACAAUUUACAACCUCUUGCUAUAGAGUACCCGCAGCAAUCAACAGAAGUACCUGAAGAUUUGUCUUGUGGAAAUAUGAUUAAUGUCCAAGUAGAUUUUGGGCAAAAUCAAGAAAGAUCUAUUAAUGCGGCAUCUCUAGAUUCUCAGCUUACUACUUCAAAGAGGAGAAGUGUGAGAAACAAGGCAAGAUCGAAACGUCAGACUGAUAACUCUGGUGUGAUUCCACAGCCAACACAAGAUUUUGCUGAAGCGUCUUCAGUUGUGAGUUCCCAGACAUGUGAUAGCAAUGGUCUCGAUUCAGCAGGGUUCAAUGAGAGUGGUGCUUCUGCAAACAGAAGAAAAAAAGAAAAAGGAAGGACGGAAAACCAAACUCAUAAGUCUACCUUGGAUUUGCCAACACAAGAUAUGAAUGAAGAAUCUCCCGACAUGUCCCAAACACCUGAGAGCCAUGGCAAUGUUUCCACACAGUUUGAUGAGAAUGGUUCUCAUGUAAUGCAGCACAUACCAACGGAUGUUUCUCUACCUAGAAUGGUGUUAUGUUUAGCUCACAAUGGAAAAGUAGCAUGGGAUGUUAAAUGGAGGCCUUUAAAUCACUAUGAUGUCUCCAGACAUAGAAUGGGUUAUCUUGCUGUGAUACUGGGAAAUGGAGCUUUAGAAGUGUGGGAGGUUCCUUUUCCUCAUACAAUUAAAGCUAUUUAUCCUUCUGGUCAAAAGAAGGGUACUGACCCUCGGUUUAUGAAACUGCAACCUGUAUUCAGAUGUUCAAUGCUCAAGGGCAGUCAUGGGCAAAGCAUUCCGUUAACAUUAGAGUGGUCUGCUUCACCUCCGUAUGAUAUGAUUCUCUGUGGAUGUCAUGAUGGAGUGGUUGCUUUGUGGAAGUUUUCGGCCAAUAAUUCAUCUAAAGACACAAUGCCUUUGCUUUGCUUCACUGCGGAUGCAGGUCCUAUUCGGGCGCUUUCCUGGGCACCUCUGGAAAGUGACUCAGGGAAUGCAAAUAUUAUCAUCACAGCUGGUCGCAAGGGGCUGAAAUUUUGGGACUUAAGGGAUCCUUUCCAUCCUUUGCGGGAUUAUAAUGUUGGUCAGGGAGUUUAUAUAUGCAGUGUGGACUGGUUGCCAGAGCCUAGAUUUAUCAUAAUAUCAUGUGAUGAUGGGACACUAAAGAUCCUUAGCUUGCCGAAGGCUGCAUAUGAUGCACCUGUCACUGGAAAGCUUUUAGUUGGAACUAAACAACAGGGAUUCCAUAGUUGCACUCGGUCUCUACUUGGGAUAUGGAGUUUGCACGCUUCUCGAGUAACAGUUCCAGGCAUGGUUGCAUACUGUGGGGUAGAUGGUACAGCUGUUCGGUUUCAGAUGGCUAGCAAAAUGGAGAAUGAUGCUGUGAGAACUCGUAUGCCGCAUUUUCUCUGUGGAUCAUUUUCCGGGGAUGAAUCAGGUGUCUGCAUUGUUACUCCAGAGCCAAAUACUCCCUUCCGAAUGAUCUACUCAGGGAAACAGUGGCGUGAUGCCAUCCCGAGAUCUCCCCAUGGUGUCAAUCAACGAGCGAUGGAUCAAUCAGAUGCACAACCUCUGGCUCUAUGUUAUGGCAAUGAUCCGAACGUUGAAGGAGGAUCAGAUGACGAGUUAGCAUCUCAGACAUCCAAAACAAAAACAAAAACCACAAGCAAGGAACCGUUGGUUGCUGAAGAAGAACCAACAAGAUCGAAAGUGAAAUUUGAACAGUUACCUCCCAAAAUUUUGUCAGUCAACCGUAUAAGAUGGAACACGAACAAAGGCAGUGAGAGAUGGCUAUGCUAUGGAGGAACUGCCGGACUGGUACGUUGUCAACAGACUGAUUUAUAGACUCUUUGAUUAACUAACUUCAACAAAGGGAGGAUGUAGAAUUGUAAGCUUGUAGUAGUAUUAGUAUUAGUAAAGGGCAUCCCGUUGCGCUAAAGCUCCUGCUAUAUGCGGCGUCCGGAGAAGGGCCGGACCGCAAGGGUCUAUUGUAUUAGUAUUAGUAAAGGACAGCUCGAUGCGCUAAAGCUCCUGCAAUGUGCGGGGUUCGGAGAAGGGGCAGACUACAAGGUUCUAUUGUAUUAGUAUUAGUAUUAAUUGUCAUGUGUUUGACUAUUUUAUUUAUAAGUUAUCCCCUUGGAGGUAGUGUAUGUUGUAUGUAUAUUAUAGCAAUUUCAAAGAGAAGUAUUGGAGUUCA
Molecule: messenger RNA, 3610 nt
Organism: Capsicum annuum
Lineage: Eukaryota; Viridiplantae; Streptophyta; Magnoliopsida; Solanales; Solanaceae
Exons: 15
Coding region: 556-3258 (900 amino acids)
Biological process (GO): transcription by RNA polymerase III
Cellular component (GO): transcription factor TFIIIC complex
Molecular function (GO): protein binding
Source: RefSeq, a predicted model, not a curated record